Messenger RNA from Lolium perenne, 1727 nucleotides. RefSeq lists its product as uncharacterized. Lineage: Eukaryota; Viridiplantae; Streptophyta; Magnoliopsida; Poales; Poaceae. The record is from RefSeq and is a predicted model, not a curated record.
UCUGUCAACAAAGUUUUCCCCUUUCUCCCCCGUGGCUUCGCUAGCUCGCUUCCUCUCGUCUCCUCUUCAGCCUCGAGCAGCACCGUGCGCGCGCGCGGCGGGAUGGCGUGUGCGGCCUCACCCAGCCCUCUCCCCGUGGCCACCCUCCCCGCUCGCCGCCGCAGCACGACUGCUGCCGUGCCCGCCUGCCACUACUACCCCCCGUCGUCGCGGCUCCCAAGGCGUUCGUGGCUCCUCUCUGGAAACGCGCCCGGCGCUCGGCUGCGGGCUAAGGCCGACCCGGUCGAGGAGAGCCUCGCCGCCGCGCCGGCGCCGGCGCCGACCGCCCCGUCGGAACCCCUGCCCCGACCACAAACCAGCACGUGGAACUGGAAGGGCUACAACAUUCGCUACCAGUACGCUGGAACGGCUGGCCCUGCAUUAGUUCUAAUUCACGGUUUCGGGGCCAACAGUGACCAUUGGCGGAAAAAUAUUUCUGUUCUUGCCAUGGAAAAUAGAGUUUAUGCAAUUGAUCUAAUUGGUUAUGGCUAUUCUGAUAAGCCUAAUCCACGUGAGUUUGAAGAGAGCUUUUAUACUUUUGAGACUUGGGGAGAACAGUUGAACACGUUUUGUGCUGAAGUUGUCAAGACUGAUGCUUUCUUCAUAUGCAAUUCAAUCGGAGGGCUCGUUGGUCUGCAGGCCGCUGUUAUGCAACCUCAAACUUGUAAGGGUAUUGUUUUAUUGGAUAUUUCACUAAGGAUGCUUCAUAUUAGCAAGCAGCCAUGGUAUGGAAAGCCUUUCAUCAGAUCAUUUCAAAAUCUCCUAAGGAACACUGUUGUUGGAAAGCUCUUCUUUAAUUCUGUUGCAACACCAGAAUCCGUGAAAAAUAUUCUUUCUCAGUGCUACCAUGACACAUCCGCUGUCACAGAUGAGCUGGUUCAGUUUAUUCUGCAGCCAGGGCUUGACCCUGGGGCAGUGGAUGUAUUCCUUGAGUUCAUCUGCUACUCUGGAGGUCCUCUACCUGAGGAUCUACUUCCCAUGGUGAAGUGUCCUGUUUUAGUAGCUUGGGGGGAGAAGGAUCCGUGGGAGCCUGUGGAGCUUGGAAGAGCCUAUGGGUCUUUUGAUGCUGUUGAAGAUUUUAUCGUCUUGCCAAAUGUUGGACACUGCCCACAGGAUGAGGCACCUCAGCUUGUUAAUCCACUUGUCGAAUCAUUUGUUAAACUCCAUAGUUAGCACAUGGUUGGAUUGUUUUCUAUGUUUAUUAGACCUUGGUCAACUGGAGCCAAGAGUUGCUGGAAGGUGGGAAUGUCGAUUUUAUUGCAGGAUAACAGAUGUGCCGUUCUUUUAUAGGGCAUGAUAGGUAUCUUCACCACAAAUACUUUAUGUUAAAUUCAGAGUCGAAAUGCAGUAUUGCCUGUUUUCUACGGACUAAAAUAUUCGAUUUAUCUCUGGAGUACUUCAAUUUGAGGACUGGUGGCAAACACAUUCAACAUAUAUUACAGUUCAGGGGUUAGUACAAGCAGCACGUGUGUUUUUUUAAUUCUGGUGGAGGUACAAUGGAAGUGAAGCAAAUCAUAUGUAUAUAAUUUUCGUCCCUGUCCCUAUAGUAGACAUGUAGACAUGACAUUAAUGUUCAUAGCCUGCCCACUUGAUUCAAAGCUUUGACAAUUUGUGUAAUAUAGAAAUGAUGUAAAACCAUGCAAUAGCUUCGACAUAAUUUUCUUACGAAAAAAGGAUAUAUUGUAUAA